ACAAUGUCGGACACUCUACCCUCUCGCUACGACAAGCACGCACCUCGCUUCGAUCCGGAACAGCCGCGGACCCUACUUCGCUAUUUCGAGGACCUAGCGGACUUAUUUGCCGCUCAUCCAAAUGCGGUCCCGAAUGAAGCAACGAAAAAGGCGGUAGUGGUGAAAUACGUGCCUAUGUAUGAGGAGGAGCUAUGGAAAGGCGUCCCGGAAUUUUCGGACGACUCCAAGAGCUUCGAGGACUUCAAGGGAGCGGUCUUGGCGUUAUACCCAGCCGUUAAGGAGGACCAGAGAUAUAGCGUCGGGGAUAUGGACCGUGUAGUAGGGGAAAGGCAGCGUGUGGGCAUCCACAAUUUGGCGGACUUAGCGGCAUUCCAUCGCGACUUCCUACUUAUCACUCGAUACCUGCGCAAAAACGACAUCAUAUCCGUUCGAGAGCAAGGGAGAGCGUUCCAGAGAGGCUUCCAGCCGGAGUUAUGGAACAAAAUAUUCAGGCGCCUCCAGAUUAAGGACAUAGACCAUCAACCGGACACUCCGUACAACGUAGACGAGGUUUACAAGGCGGCGGAGUUUAUUCUUCAUGGAACGUCGGCCAUAGGAACCACAGAGAAGCAUGCGGAGCCAUCUCGGAGUGCUCCGAGCGCACCAGUGGUGAAGACGGAGGACCUAUCAUCAUUGGUGGAGGUCAUCACAAAAUCCAUCAGUCAAGCUCUAGUAGCCGCGGUUCAGCAGAACGCUGCGAUGGCCCCUGCGACGUCCAACAGACCUGCCCCCAUGAAUUACCACUGCAUUUAUUGCGGGGAGAGCGACCACUCGAUCCGGAGAUGUCCCAAGGUCGAGGAGGAUAUUAGGGCCGGUCGGUGCAAGCGGAACGCGGAGGGACAAGUGGUUCUGCCGAGCGGAGCGAUGGUCUCAAGGUCUAUGCCAGGAGCGACGAUGAGGGACCGCAUAUUAGAGUGGCACCGCCAGAACCCUGGGCAGACAAGUGUCCAUUUAUUGGAUACGAUGAUAUGGGAAGAGGUGCGAGCAUCGGAGGCCCCUCAGACCACGGAUAUGUUCCAUUUGGACCAGCGGGAGCGAAUUGAGGCCUUGGAGCGGGAAUUAUUUGCGUUGAGAGGGAAAGGGAAGCAGGUGUUUGACGGAGUCUACGUUCCUCCUCCGAAUAGGUCUUCCAACCCCUCCAAGGAGUCCGGAGUUGGUCCGACAGGUCCCGCACCCUCCAAAGCUAAGAGUCAACCGGUACGAGAACAGCCAGUGGCCAAAGCAGUGCGGCCGGCAAUAAAUCGAGAGUCCCCACCUCACAUGUCAGAGGGACCAAUCCAUCCAUUCGCCGGUGCAAGGGACGUCAACAGGCCUAGGCAGGCAAUUCUCCGGAGUGUCGAGAAAGGCUCGGCUCAAGCAGCAGACGCGUCACAAGCCAAGGAGCCAGCCUACCGCACCCAGGCCCCUGUUUAUAAUCCUCGCAUCUCGGACCUGGUGUUUGAGCGGUCGCUCAAGACUCCGAAUAUUUCGUUGACCUCUGAGGAAUUAUUAUCCAUCGCUCCAGAGGUCCGAGCGAAAUAUAGGGACAUUGUAACACCCAAGAAAGUGCCCGCGCCGCCCGCUGUUCGACUCCAAGCCACUAUACAGGAAGUGGAGGACGAAGACGAUGGUCCGGAGUUGCCGGACGUGGAGCAAUUAAUUCACAGCGGUAGUUCGAUCCGUCCUGGAGUGCUGGUGGUACCCGACCCCUACGAAAUUUAUCUCCGGAGUCUAGGUCCGGGGGAGACGCCGAAGCAGUUGGUCGUGGCCAAGGAGUCGCAUGCUCUGCGGUCUAUUAUGGGGCUCAUAGACAACCAGGAGAAGGUCGAGGCAAUUUUAGAUCCAGGUUCCCAAAUCGUCGCAAUGUCCGAAGCAGUUUGCCAUUCUCUAGGACUUCAGUAUGAUCCCACCAUUCAGCUACAGAUGCAGUCGGCGAACAAGACGAUCGAUAUGUCGUUGGGACUGGCGCACAAUAUUCCCUUCCAGGUCGGAGAUAUUACCGUUUACCUCCAGAUCCAUGUUAUUAGGGAUCCGGCCUACGACAUUUUAUUGGGACGUCCCUUCGAUGUAUUAACGGAGAGUUGCAUCAAAAAUUUCAAAAAUGAGGACCAGACGAUCACGAUCAACGACCCCAACUCUGGAAUUGUGUCCACUAUCCCGACAUUUCCAAGAGGUCGCCCUCGAUUUCGAGGCCCCGCCUCUAGAGCGGGAUGA
Messenger RNA from Gloeophyllum trabeum ATCC 11539, 2232 nucleotides. RefSeq lists its product as uncharacterized. The transcript has a single exon. Lineage: Eukaryota; Fungi; Basidiomycota; Agaricomycetes; Gloeophyllales; Gloeophyllaceae. The record is from RefSeq and is a predicted model, not a curated record. The annotation marks the transcript as partial.